Verruconis gallopava is the source of this 849-nucleotide messenger RNA. RefSeq lists its product as uncharacterized. Bases 212 to 529 code for a protein of 105 amino acids. The transcript is spliced from 3 exons. The record is from RefSeq and is a predicted model, not a curated record. NCBI's taxonomy places the organism in Eukaryota, Fungi, Ascomycota, Dothideomycetes, Venturiales, Sympoventuriaceae.
GUUAUGGCAUGAUGACGCAGCGCACUAAGAAAGCCAAUCGUCUCCGAUUUUUUAUCGCGUGACGGUUUGUGGUUUUUGAACUAGGUUACGGCUUACUUCCAGGCUUCUCUCCUCUUAACUCUCACUCCUCAAAUCCGACCAACUGCGGUACAAACAGAUAUCUAUUAUAUACCGAACUAAUCACUGUUAGCAGCAGCUACCAUCAUUGAAAAUGGCUACCACUUUUCAAUUGGCUAUCCGGCUGCUCCUACAACUCUUCCUGACCGUGUCCUUCGCCGCAUCUGCUCCACUUAACACUCAGAACCACGCGCGACCAUGGCAUUAUGGUGUUAGCGGUGGGAUUGUUGGCUUCAUUGUUCUUGUGCUCGACAUUAUUGUCUGGCUCGAGGUCCUCCAGUCUAACCGUACUGUACCCCAAAAACUUCUCUGGGCACUUCUCGUCUUUAUCUUCCCAAUCGGAGGCGUCAUUAUUUACUUCCUUUUCUCCAACCGUGAUGCACAUCGCACAGGUGGUUAUGAACCGAUCUAAGAGCUGAGCGGACAAGUAUUGGCUUGUCAGGUUUUGAAAUUCUCGUCAAGCUUGGUGAAUGCGAACAAAUUGUUGGUUAUUGGUAUCUAGGGGAAAGAUAUUAGAAUACUACGAUGAAAUAUAGCUAUUUGGACAGCUCAACAUGGAGAUAGAUGAUGUCGUAAACUUGGCUUGCUAAGCAUCGCGUCAUCCUAGCUCCUUUAUAUCGUAGAAUGGUAUAAUUCUUCUUGCUCAGAUUGAAGUACAGUGCUCGAAAAUAUAUUGAUUUUAAAGUUGCGACAUGUGUCACGGAACUCAUGUUCACCAAGUACGUUGGAAAA